Molecule: messenger RNA, 615 nt
Organism: Lentinula edodes (shiitake mushroom)
Lineage: Eukaryota; Fungi; Basidiomycota; Agaricomycetes; Agaricales; Omphalotaceae
Exons: 3
Source: RefSeq, a predicted model, not a curated record
GAGGAACGUCUCUUGUUUUUCGAAGAUCUUUGGACAGCCGGUGGACGGCGCUUCGUGACAACAACUACCAUAGACAUCUUUUCUGAUCAUGCCGCUAACGAUGAGGCUUAUUUUUUCUGGCGAAACAAAAUCUGCGAACGCGUACAUGACCCGGCGAUGCAGGAGAAACUCGCACCUAAUUCACCACCGUAUCCUUUCGGAUCGAAACGCCCUAGUCUCGAAAUUAAUUACUACGAUGUAUUCAACCGAGCAACCGUGGACCUUGUCGACUUAACUCAAUGCAAAAUAUCGAGAUUCACCCCUUCUGGAAUACAAACAGCUGACGGGGUUGAACAUACAUUCGAUAUUACCGUGCACGCGACGGGUUUCCAUACGUUCACCGCUCCCUAUACGGAUUUGACUGUCCAAGCAGCUGAUGGGACCGAUAUCUCAGAAAAGUGGGCCAAUAACAGUCAUCUUGGAGUGACAGUGCAUGGGUUUCCCAACUUCUUCUACAUGUAUGGGCCUCAAAUUCCGGGGGCGUGUAACAGUCCCACCUGUAGUGAAGUCCAAAGCGAUUGGAUCGUUGGCUGCGUAUCUCAUGCGAUGAAACAGUCCUUCACUCACAUCGCGUGA